Oncorhynchus keta (chum salmon) is the source of this 5706-nucleotide messenger RNA. RefSeq lists its product as uncharacterized. Bases 1692 to 3275 code for a protein of 527 amino acids. The record is from RefSeq and is a predicted model, not a curated record. NCBI's taxonomy places the organism in Eukaryota, Metazoa, Chordata, Actinopteri, Salmoniformes, Salmonidae. The transcript is spliced from 4 exons. Gene Ontology annotation, cellular component: intermediate filament.
ACAUAUGUAAAGCCUCAGUGACAUGGAUAAAAUGUGAUUAGGGAAUACCUUGACCAUCAUGACAUGCCCUUGGUCAGACAUACCCCAAAUUACUAUCUGCUGCAAUCUUAGAAAAGCAUAUAGGACUAGAUCAAGAGAUCAAUAUCUCAUGAAUCUUCAAGGGCAAGGCUGACCCAUCAACAGUCAAAUGUACUAAACAACUAGUUUAGAACGUGUGAAAUGUAAAUAUAUUCCUGAAUACUUUCAAAUGCAAAAGUGAUUGUGAAUGAAUAUUCACAAUGUGUUGAAUGUUUACUAUAUGGGGUAAUAUAGCUAUAGGUCUAGCUGUUUUCAAAGGUGAGCUUGUAAUGUGCAUUUGCCUACCACGGCUGUACACGAGUCCAAAUGGUCGCAAAUCAUGAUGAGACAAUUCCUCGAGUAGACAAAAAUACGACUGCAAGGCUUGGUGCCUGAUCAAAUUACAAUUAUAGGCUAGACUGCGGAUGUGUACAGAGCAUUACGAUGCCUGUUCUGAUCUACAUCUACACUGGUGUUUAGAAGUGCUGAUCGAACCGUAGAAAAGCUGCAGUCCCCUGACAGCUCUGGGCGCAGGAGCGCGCGUGGGUGUCCUCUAUAGGGGCGUGGUCGGUGUCCUGGAUCAGGACCAAGGCCAGCUCCAGCUGCGCGAGGCGAGAGGAGAAGACAGCGCAGCACCACCAAUAACGUUCUCCAAUAUGCUGAAUCAUCACCCCAAAGCGGUCUGGGACGCUGAAAAAUAUAUGCUGGGCCUAUUUCACAGGCUUAUGUUUUCAAUGAAGGCUAAACUUAUGUAUAGGUGUUAGGCUAGUAAGCGACAUGCACUGAUUUUAUUUGAGACGUGCGCAUGUGGGGUCAUGUAAAUUGGCCUUUGUGUCUCUGUGCCUCAUCCUGCCUGUACUCAGACACUGCGGUGGUUGGGCGUGAGGGGUGCAUGGCUCCAAGCUGCAAUACAGCAAUCUUGUUUAGACACCCUCACUCCGGACUCUUGGCCCACACUUCACAUGCACCGAUCCCAUGCUGCCUGAACUGUUGCAACCGCAGUGCAAAACUGCAAUUACAUUGUUUAGUGGGAUGGGAUAACCUGCACAUGUAACUAGUUUCACAAAACGAUAUACACAAUUGACUAGGAUGUGUUAAUUAGGCAAAUUCUGUGCCAUGUUGGCCUCAAUACCAGCAUAUAAGAGUGAAGUCGUGUUUUACUUCUAUCACUAUAUAUCAUCAUUAUCAUUAGGAUAUUAGUAGGCCUACUAUUGUUGUUAGUAUUCUUAUUUAUUGACCUCAUUAUUAUUUACAGUUUAUCCGUCCCCUAUAUAAGUCGUAGUUUGAUGUGCUUUCCGUGACCGUACGUCUAUACUGUCUUAUCUGUACAGCGCGGAUUACAUUUUUUUCAAGAAAAGAAUGAGUUGCCAAAAUACAAGGCAAGGAGCAGCAUGAGUGAAUUCGUGUUCCCCUGAGAAUAUCUCUUUUUGCAGGAGCUUGCAGGUUUCCCUGUCUCUACUGCCGCCCGUGCGUCAAAUGAUGCUGGAGCUCCAUCACUAUAAAAGCACCUGUCUCGGCCAGACAUGAAUUGCGUCUCUCUUUCUCUCUCCCACCGACACUCCACACACAAUCGCACAAAAGGACUUCGCAAGCAACAAAGGUAUAACUAGCAUUCCACUUCUCCAACUGCAAACAUGAGCUACUCCGGCGACGUCUACUCCAGCAGUUCCUAUCGGAAGAUCUUCGGGGAUGCGCCCCGGAACUCCGGCCGCAUGACCGUAGGCAGCAGCCCCUCUCGCCUGUCCAGCGGAUUCCGCUCCAGCAGCGCAAACCGCAACUAUGGCUCCCCAUCCAUGCUCACAUCCUCCGGCUACCGCAAGGUGGGCGCCGGGCGCAACUUCCACUCCUCCAUGUCCGACUCUAUGGACCUGAAUCAGUCCACGGCCGUCACCAACGAGAUGAAAAUCAUCCGCACCAACGAGAAGGAGCAGCUCCAGGGCCUGAACGACCGCUUCGUCUCCUUCAUCGAGAAGGUCCACAACCUGGAACAGCAGAACAAGGUGCUGGAAGCCGAGGUGACCAUGCUGCGCCAGCGCCACACUGAGCCCUCCCGACUGCACGACCUGUACGAGCAAGAGAUCCGCGAGCUGAGGGCGCGCGUCGAGGAACUGACGCACGAGAAGAGCCAGAUGCACCUGGACUGCGUGCAGAUGAACGAGACGCUGGACCGCGUUAAGCAGAAGCUGGACGAGGAGACGAGGCUCCGCGAGGAGGCGGAGGGCACCCUUAUAAGCUACCGCAAGGACGUGGAUGAUGCCACGAUGUCCCGGCUCGAGCUGGAGAAGAAAGUCGAGUCGCUGUUGGAUGAGAUCGCCUUCCUCAGGAAAGUGCACGAGGAGGAGCUGCAGGAGCUGCAGGCUUCCCUGCAAGCAACACAGGUGUCAGUGGAGAUGGAUAUGAGGGAGGGUAAACCCGACCUGGCCGUGGCCCUGAAGGACAUCCGUGCCCAGUACGAGGUCCUGUCAGCCAAGAACCAGAACCAGGCGGAGGAGUGGUACCGCUCCAAGUUUGCCAGUGUGAAUGAGGCGGCCGCCCGCAACCAGGAUCAAGUUAAGCAUAGCAGGGAGGAGCUAAAUGAGUACCGCAGGCAGGUGCAGGCCCGUACCCUGGAGAUCGAGGCCCUCAGGGGCCACAAUGAGGCCCUGGAGAGGCAGAUGGCUGAGAUGGAAGACCGCCACAGCAACGAGAUGGGAGAGAUGCAGGAGACCAUCCAGCAGCUUGAGUCUGCCCUCCGCAGCACCAAGGGUGAGAUGUCCCGUCAUUUGCGUGAGUACCAGGACCUGUUGAACGUCAAAAUGGCCCUGGACAUUGAGAUCGCUGCUUACAGGAAGCUGCUGGAAGGUGAAGAGUGCCGUCUGAGUACAGUGGGCGGAAAUAUCCUGCAGUCAGGCUAUUCUGGCUUCUCCUAUUCGUCCGGCCGCUCCUACGCCCUGGGUUCCUCUGCCCCCUACAGGAUGAGGGGAGCCAAGCCUGAGGAACCAGAGGAGGAGGAGGAUGAGGAAGAGAAGGAGGAAGAGGAAGAGGAGAAUGAGGAAGAAGGAGAGGAAGGAGAGGAGGGAGAUGAGAAUGCAGAGGAGAAUGGAAACGGUGAUGAGGAGGAAGAGGAGGAAGAGGAGGAGGAAGAUCAGAAGAAGACAGAUGAGAAGAAUGGCAAGGAUGAGAAGGAUGAGAAGAAGGGAGAGAAGGGAAGUGCUCCCAGCAAGAGCACCAAGAGCUAAACUGCUUGUGUCAUCGAUCAUCAAUGCCUUUCGCACUACUACAGUCCACUCAUUCACUCAUAUGGAUCUUAUCCCUUCCUCGUCACCUCAUCUCUGUUUCACAAGGACACACACACAAACACACAGACACACUUACCGUACCCACGCCAGAUGCCUCACACAAACAUACCUUCUCCUCUGUUUCUCUGGGUCUCAACAAUCAGCUGUGUGGUGGAAAACAGAAAGAUACAUCACAGAGAGGAACAUACUGUUGGUGUAUUACCCUGACAGAAGAUAAACCUGUAGCUAGAUUUCCUGAAUAGGGUGCUCGGGAUCCUAUGUCACAGUUUUACACCAUAGAUGAUGGUUAUCACAGAACAGAGAGCAGAGAGAAGGUGCUCAACAUUACGGUAGUAAGCCAGUCAGUCAGUCAGUCAGUAAGAGAAUGCCUUAAAGCAAGUAUGAUGUCAUAUUAAGAGGUCAGGAAUAAUAUUGCCCAGUAACGUCCUGUCUGUAUGUGCCAUUAAUGAUAUGAAAUGUGGUGAAGAGCCGUUGUAAUCUUGAAAGUAUUAAUAGGAUCCUUGUAGUAACACACAGACUACUAUAUGCACAGAGGUCUGGAGCAUAAAACUUGAUCAACUUUUACCAGUCCAACUUUUAAAGGUGCUUUUGAUUUCGUCAAAGAAAAGUUGCAAAUGUCUAGAGAAAUUCAUUGUAGAAAAUACUUUGUAAACCUUUUCAUGAAUGUUACUGUAUAAUAUUGGGGACACAGAAAUCCAGAUAAUUCCCGUAGGUGCAAUAAUGUAUUUUGAGCUGCAGACACAAACUGGCACACUGAAUGCUCCUCACUCCUCUUUUUUCAUUCACAUGUGAAAUAUAUAGAAUGUUCAGUCCAUUGACCCACUUUCUUUUCGCCAGAAAACUAAACAUUUCACCAUUCACCUUCCCCCCUCUCUCUGUCACUGCGACGGUCAGAGCUCUGCGAAAUGACAACAUCAUAACUUUUAUUUGGGAGGUUUCUAUUUUCAAAGGUAGGCGAUAAGUGCAUUGUGCAGUGAUUCUUCUGUUUUCAGAAGGGCACCUUUCAGGAAUGAAAAAUGUAGAGUUUUAAAAUGCUACUAUUUAUCACAUUAUACCCUUAUAUUUGAUGUAGAAAUACCCCCUCUUGAUUGAUUCAUUUGUCACUGAAUGGAUAUGCCCUGCCCUGCCCUACAAGUAAGAUAACUCACUCCAAACCUGAGGUAAAUGUCUUUCCUAGGCCCUUCCUUUCCCGCAGAGUCUUGUUUGUUUACUGGGGGAGUGUGUGUUGUUUGCAUCCCAAAUGGCACCCUAUUCCCUAUAUUGUGCACUACUUUUGAUCAUGGCCCAUACGGCGCUGGCCAAAAGUAAUGCAUUUACAUAGGGAAUAGGAUGCCAUUUGAGACACAGCCCGUGGGUCCUUUUAGCAGUGUGCUCUGUUCCAGACAGUGAAGAGGCCUGUGGCUGCUCUAACAGGACAGCAGGGGGUGACAGUGAGUGACAGACAGCCCUCCACUCUGACUGCAGGACCAGUUGGCAGCCGGUCAAGACGCCACUGGAGUCAUAAUUGGUCACAUGGUGCAGAGCCACAGAUAAGGGCUAUUAUCACAAUAUACCCCCUACCACCACCACCACUGCAGUCUGAGAUGGACAGCAACAGUAUGUAUACCCCAGGCAGACAUCCCAAGCUGCAGGAGAGGGACCAUAAUAGCAUAUUGUAAGUUAGCUCGGAUAUGACUAGUGCCAAGCUAUCCAUAUCAGGACUAUCUGUGGGUCAGGGUACAGUGACUGUGUGGGUUGAUAUGUAAGGCUUAAAGAAUAGGUGUAAAUGUUAAAGACAGAGACAUGUAUGGUGUACAGCGAUUAAAUGAAUAGUGUUGCAGGAAGUGUGUUCAGGGAAGGAAUAAUAAAUGGAAAAAUACAAAUGGAUGGAGAGCACAGGGAUUUUUUUGUAAGAAUUCGGCCAAAGUACUUUAGAAUCCUAUACAGCAGUAAAAUGACCUGUCCUCUCCAACAUUUUUUGUACACUUACCGUGGACAAAUGUAUAGCUUGACAGAAUGUUAUAUGUUCUUUUUUGAGACUGCCGCACACUGUGGAAGGCCUUCCUUAACUGUUCGAGAUUUCACUCUUUUUUUCCUUUCUUUGAGAAAUGAAUCAAUCGACAAGCAUUGACUGCAUGGCCUGAUUCUUGGAGCAUUAAAACUGGGCAUGGGAUAGAUUUCGCUUGUUGAGUGUAAAAAAAAAAAGAAAUUGCCUUAACCAUGAUCAAAACAAUAAAAAGAGUUUUCACUUGCAUUUCACAUGUUUCCGAGGUGGUUCAGGAGCGUUGAGCGUCCAUUCUGCCAUACUACUGUGACUGUAUGUGCUGCUAUCUCAUGCAGUGGUAUUCCUCCCAAAGCCAAAUAAAGCCAUUUAUUAACCAAACACUUACAA